AUGCUCUUUUUCGCCCUCGUCUUGAUCCUCUGGCACCUGCGGGGCUUCAGAUUCCUCUCAGUCUUCUACUGGUUUCCGCCUGACGAGGAGGAUUACGAAACCCCCCCCGGGACCACCUGGGUGGAGCUGGUAGCUCUCUCUAUCCUACUCCUCGGCGCUGCUGCUGCUCUGCGCUCCGCCUUCCCCCGUUUCUUUGAUCGCCUGGCGCUGCUGCUGCACACCGCGUUGGGAAUCGGGUCUGGGCUGGGCCGAGGGGGCGGGGGAGGGGGAGGCGGAGGCGGAGGGGGGAGUAUCCUCCCUUCCUGGGCGCAUUACUUGCCGUUUGGGGGGCUGGGUGGGGGAGGGGGAGGGGGAGGGGCAGCAGCGGCGGCGGCGGCAGCAGCCGGAGCAGGAAUGGGGUAUGCGUCUGGCCCUCGGCCGUUCAGGCUAAGAGGGACAGGAGGAACAGGGAACUACUCUGCUCUGGAUAAGAAGUUUGCGUCUAGUGGGGGCGGAAGCUGGGAAUAUCUAGGGUACAAUCGUAGUGGCAGGGGGGGAGGGAGAGGGAUCAGUAAUAAUGGUAAUGGUGGUGGUGGUGGUGAUGAUGGUGGUGGUGGCACUGGUGCUGCCGGUGAGAGGGAGAGAGAUAGGGAGAGGGACCGGGAGGGUGGUUCGGAUAGCGGGGGAGGAGAGGGGUCUUCCACAGCAGCUGCCGGACCUGCCGGUGCGGCGGGUCUUUCGUCUCGUAGCGCCUCCCGAGCGGCAUCUGGGUGCGGGAUCCACGUGUAUGCCAACGGGGACCGGUACGAAGGAGAAUUUUACCAGGGCAGAUGCUCGGGCAGCGGAGUGUACAUUUUUUCGGGCAGCGGGCGGUAUGAAGGCGACUGGGUGGACGGAAAAUACGAUGGGUAUGGGAUUGAGACUUGGUCGCGGGGGAGUCGGUAUCGCGGGCAGUACAGGAAGGGGCUGAGGGAGGGGUAUGGGGUGUAUAGGUUUUAUACCGGGGAUGUGUUUGCGGGGAUGUGGGCGAAAGGGCAGAGCCAUGGGGUGGGAGUGCAGACGUGCGGCGAUGGCAGCAAGUAUGUGGGCGAGUUUGCAUGGGGCGCCAAGCAUGGAUUCGGCAAGUACACCUUCAGUACGAGGGCAAAAGACACUCCCCUCUUCUCCCUCUUCACCAACCAACCUUCCCCUCACCACCAGGAACGGCAACACCUAGGCGGGGAAGAAUACUCUGCAGACUGCAUGCAUGGGUACGGCGUGUACGAGUUUAGCAACCCUCCCAACGGGCACCGGUCCGAAACCAUCCUCUCUUCUCCCAUUCACCCACCCCUCCCAACCACGAACGGCGACACAUACUCAGGAGAGUACUUCGCUGACCGCAUCCAUGGGUACGGCGUGUACGAGUUCAGCAAUGGGCAUCGGUACGAGGAACGGCGACACGUACGCAGGGGAGUACUUUGCCGACCGCAUGCACGGGUACGGGGUUAUGAGUUCAGCAACGGGCACCGGUACGAGGGCGCGUGGCACGAGGGGCGCAAGCAGGGCCUGGGCAUGUACACCUUCCGCAACGGCGACAUGCGCGCCGGCUACUGGCACCUCGGCGCCCUCGAGACCCGCAGCACCAACACCCUCCCGGCCUCGCCCACUGGGAGUGGGCCGGGUGGAGGGACGCUGGGGGGUGGAGCUGGUGCGGGGGUUGGGGGUGGUGGGAGUGUUGGGGUUGGGGGUGCGGGCGGGGUGGGUGGUGGUGGUGGGGAGAGUGGGACCGGGGGAGCGGCUGGUGCGUUGGGUG
Molecule: messenger RNA, 1771 nt
Organism: Closterium sp. Naga37s-1
Lineage: Eukaryota; Viridiplantae; Streptophyta; Zygnematophyceae; Desmidiales; Closteriaceae
Source: the annotation of a GenBank genome assembly